UUUCCGUUGAGGACAUGUUGAGGACAUGUUGAGGAGGACAUGUUGAGGACAUGUUGAGGACAUGUUGAGGUUAAAGUUAAAGAAAUAAAGUAAAGGACGUAAAUGCUAUCUUUUUCUGUGACACUGGUUAAUGAGGGUGUCAUGUGGCCAGCACAACGACCAACCACAUUUACUUUCCCCGACUAAAGUCAGGUACUCAUUAGAGCUGGGUUGAUUCAGAGUCGCCCCCAAAAAAUCCCUAAUUUAAAAAAAAUCCAAGUCUUCACUAAGAUUCGAUUGCGGGACCCCUGAUUAGGAAGCCAAGCGCUAUACCACUCAGCCACCGCGAUUUCUCCAUAAUAAAAUAUUUAGAGCUAAUUGACUUUUGAACUCAAGUAGGUAGUCAAUGGCUUAUGCCACUCAGCUAGUUUCAUCAACUCAGUUUAAGCAAAUGGUCAAAUCAAUACUCUUGUUGGUAGUUCUUUCUGUUUUUCUUCCUUAUCCUUACAGUUCUUUGUCGCAGCACUCAGUACAUAUAGUCAUCGUAUGUUUUAAAGUGCAUGCAGAUUGAAGAAUUAUAUCUGACAAGUGUUUUUAACUGCUUGAAACUAGAUUUGAUAAGCGAAAAUAGAAUUUACUGUACAAAUACUCAUCAAAAUUAUACACUAGUGACUAAUGAAACUUACUUAAACCAACAUUUCCUUAAACCUUUACUUGUCCUAAGAAGUAUCCCAUAACCCAAUACCCAGCUAGGGGUCAGGGUGAGGUCUAAAGCGUUCACAACUGGGAGUGGACAUUUCAUUAUAUGUAUACUGUAAUUAUAGUAAUAAGCAGUGUUACACUUAAUAAUGACUACUUUCAAAGACACUUAUACUCUACAAAAGGGAAAGACCUUGGAAAACCGCAAAACAGUCUGUGUGUGUGUGUUUUUACUUACGAGGAACUCACAAAGUUCUCUUAGUAAUGAAAUGAUUCAUACGAAUACACACACACACGCAAAUACAAUACAAUAAGCUUCCUCAUACUUUUAUCAGCAGUAAUUUAACGAUUUGUUGGCUGUACUGUGCUGCUUCUACACCCACACUAUGCAUAUUGUUGUAAUAGUAUAUCUAUAGUGUAAUAUGAGUUUUGUUAAUAUGCUAAUAUGACGCUUCUUUAAGUUUUUAUUUGUGUCUAUACACAAAUUUCGAUGUCUGUUUUGAUUAGCCAUUAAAUUCAUGAAAUAACUUCGAGAGAUUAAAGAAAUCGAUUUCAUUGGAUUCUCGUCAUACAUAUUUAGAGUACAAGUGUAAUCCCGUUUGUUUUUACUUUUGUGUGUGUACGAAUUACAAACAACAAAAUAAGUUACAAACAAAAAAGUUUGUUACUGCUGACAUCUUAACAUGAUUCGUUGUAAUGAGCUCUGGCUGCUGUUCACUUUAUUGACAUCUCUUCUAUUGGGAAUGCAAGCUGAUAAAAUAGACACGUAUGAAUACGAUGGAAAAACAGUUGUUCCUAAAAAUGUCACUGGAUGCCAGGAUAGACAAACUGGAAUUAUCCUAAAAUCAAUAAAGAUAUCAAAAAAAUCACAAGAAAUCGCUUUACUACCACAUGGUAUAAAAACAGACAUUGGCCUACUAGAACUAUGGAUAGAGUUUGCUAACCGAUGCAACGGAAAGAGUCAAUGUCAAAUGAAUCAAAUGGAAUUCUUAAACAGUGUAGCGAACAAAGUACCUCUAUCUUCUGAAACUAACACUACCAUUGAAAUAAACUUUAAUUGUAAGCCAAUAGGUGGAGACAACGUUUACCGUAUUGAUAGAAACUUCAACAAAGUUGGCAGCACUUCUGUUUACUUGCUGUACAACGAGACAUCAGAGAAUAAAGUUGUGUGUCACGUGACGGCAAAUGGAACAACAAAAAUAGAAAUUUUACAUUUUGAAUGGAUACCAACAUCUGACUGUUUGAACUCCAAUGACAAUAUUUCUUUAAGCUCGCAAGAAUUUAAUUGUUCCUGGACAAAAGCAAACAAAGCAGUAACAGUGCCAAACCCUGACAAUUUUCCAAUACAGUUCUUGAAACAAACAGGCUUUGUUUGGCUAGAAGUUCAAAGAAAUGUUGGCCUACGUAAUAGAAAACUUCAGCUGACUUGUGUUUUAGAACCUUUAAAAGAAAAGGACUCCAAGAAUUCGCUGACUCCAUCAAGCGUCGCUUCCACGACUAUCACAUCAGUUUUUUCAUCACAAACUAGUCCUAUUGGAUCUACUUCCACGACACAAACAUCUUCAAAGUUAUACACGGAGUCCACACAAACAUCUUCCAAUACUAUGAAUACAACGGCACGUAAGACUGUAGAUACUGCAAAGAAUUCAGGAACUAUAACCACACCGCCUAAGACAACUUUUACUAGUACAGAUACUUUGAAAAUAGAAUUUGAGACUACUACAAGUACGCCAUUGCCUUCAUCAACUAUAAAUAUAAGUCAAGCGAGCGCCGGUAAAGAUACGCCUAUUCUUAUUCACAUUGCCAUUGGUGUUGGAGUCACUGCAUUUCUUGUACUGAUCCUGGUUAUCGCUCUUUGCGUUAUUUAUCUUCGCCAAAGCAAAAGUGAAGAACUUUCUAUAAACCCUAAAAGAACUUCAAUUGACGGUGUCCUAACCAUGAAAGAAGAUUACGCAACAUCAUUGUACACCCAAGUGGGCAUUAAUCAGGGCUCUGCUCCCAAGGAAACAGACCAACUGCCAAUGUCAGCAGUGGCUGCAAGCCUUCCUUCAACGUGUAAAUCAAACACUGAAACUCAGUCUCCUGAUGUUGAGUACGCUGCUGUCAAUAAGUCCAAGAAAGGUUCAAAUCCAAUGGUGGACCCAAGCAACAAGGAUAUGAAUCAGUUUCCUAAUGCAGAAUACGCCACUGUCAACAAAGUCAGUACAAUUCUUACUGCGAUGCCAGAGAAAAGCAGUUUAAAAGAAACUCAGUUUCCUAAUGCAGAAUACGCCACUGUCAACAAAGUCAGUACAAUUCUUAGUGCGAUGCCAGAGAAAAGCAGUUUAAAAGAAACUCAGUUUCCUAAUACAGAAUACGCCUCUGUUAACAAAGUCAAUAAAAGUUCAAACCUAGUGCUGGAGCCAAGCAAUGCAAAUGAAAGCAAUUUUUCUUAUCAGGAGUCUGCAGUGGAAAACAAAGUGACCAAAUCUCCGCAUCCAAAACCUGCACACAAAAAAAGCAGUACCCUGCCCAGCUACAUCAAUGUCAAGACACCGAACACGGAGACACCUGAAUCACUCUACUCUCAUUUGUCUCAUAUGAAAUCUGCUGAUGCCCGAGAGACUGAAAACAUUUACAAUGGAUAAAACUUUUGACUAUUUAUUAUAUAUAUGCAUAUCAACAUUGACUUCAACAUGCAAUCGGAGCUUGAUUUAACUAUUGUCACAUUUAAUUUGUGCCCCACCAUAACCCACACAUUCUUUCUCCCCUACCCAUUGCAGGGCCGGCCUUAGAUGAUUGGACGCCCAAGGCGAAGUGAAUUUGGCGGCCACAAAUGAUAUAGAAAAAUAAGAAAUAAACAGCGAAAAAUUAAAAUCUCGCAAUUUAUUUAAAACCUAAUGUAGUCCCACAAUAACACCAAGCACAGGAUUAACUAUUUCUUCUCUAAAAAAAACAUUUUUUAUGAUUCCUGUGCAAAGCACGCAACGAUCCGAGGCAAUAGGCGGCUGCCUAGUUCGCCUAUGGCUAAGGCCGGCCCUGCCCAGUGUGAGGAUCAUCCACUCCUUGAAUUUUGUUUCCCCAUCCUUAAUGUUUCCGGCUAUCUUUUUCUUUGGCCUGAUACUGUACCUUGUAGGAUGGUCCUUGUGAUUUUGAACUUUCGUACUUUGAACUUAAAAAACCCCCCAAAAAACUUCAACUGGAGAAUUUCCCGAAAAACUAAACGAUAUCUAGGACGUAAAAUGGAACGUCACCUCUGCCAACAAAAUACUAAAGAAUUGAGAUAUAAGUGUAACCAUUGCUUCAAUGCUUGGCUUUUUAUCUCUGUAUCCAAUGUCCUUAAUUACCGUUAGUGAGUUGCCGUUUUUAAACGGGAAGUCAUAAAGUGAAAGUCUAAUGCUCUCUUUACAUUGAAAAUUCCUUUCUACUGUACAACUUAUCAACGUUAUUUGUACACCGGAUACACCAAAACGCUUUGGCUUUUAAUCGUUUUCCCGCCCUGUUAGAAAAUCUGCAGAAGUGAAGAAUUAAUUACAAAAAAAAAAUGUUGUUAAAUGUGACGUCAGAUCCUUUCCGUUAAAUUGUUACUUCUAAAACCUCAUAGAAAUAAAUAGCUUGAUCCUUUAUUUUAUUCAUUGCAUAAGAUUUCACUUUGUUAAAGCUCAUAUUGACAUAAAAAAACGUACAUCAGUGGCGUAGCUAGUAGGUGGGAGUGCGUGGACCGCACAGGGUGACACCCAUUAAGAAGGUAACAAAAAAUGUUAAAAAAACUGCGACAUUAAAAAAAUUGAAAAUAGGCGCACAUUUUGAAGUUGCGUAAAAUUCUGGGUAUAAGGUAGCUAACGCUUGUAUUAUAAAUCAACAAAAUAAAUCAACAAAAAUAGAUAAAUAAAUAAACAAUAAACCAAUAAAAUAUUUUAAUGGAAAGUUUAUUUUGGAAGGGGUUAUUAAGAUGUGAGCCCAAGGGACGCCACUGAAACAAAGUAUUAGGUUUUGAUCGAUAUUCGUAGAAUAGUUUUAUUUUUUGUUUUAAUUUUCAAUCUUACAUCAUUCAGGGAAUUUACAUUUUACAUGUAUGCUUACAAAUCUAUCUUAAGACAUACAUUUAACCAACUAAAUAACUGAAGUUAAAAGUGCUACUCCCAAACAAUCACUGAAGUUUUAUUCUGAAGUACUAUUAAGUGCAUUCCAAUUAUUAAACAGUAUAAUUAUAUUAAAUAGCUUUUUAAAACUACCGCAUCCUGAGUGCAGGAAAUACCGAAGACUGUAUUUAUGAAUACUCCCAAUUGAGAUUUUUAUAGUUUUAUGCAUAUGUAUCAAAUCCAUAUAAUAUAUAAUAGUGGUUCACAUAUAUCAAGUAUUAACAUCUUUUCUUUCGUUGAUAAUAAAUGUAUGCAGUUGUUCUUUUUAACACUUGUUUUUUGCGUGUGCAAAUGUAGCCUACAGAUUUUGUUCUAUUUAUGUGAAUAUUAAAAUUUUGAGCUUUUGUGA
Molecule: messenger RNA, 5148 nt
Organism: Biomphalaria glabrata
Lineage: Eukaryota; Metazoa; Mollusca; Gastropoda; Planorbidae
Product: serine-rich adhesin for platelets-like
Exons: 11
Coding region: 1362-3305 (647 amino acids)
Source: RefSeq, a predicted model, not a curated record